Conger conger (European conger) is the source of this 3244-nucleotide messenger RNA. RefSeq names its product cryptochrome circadian regulator 1b (gene cry1b). The record is from RefSeq and is a predicted model, not a curated record. Gene Ontology annotation, molecular function: DNA binding; FAD binding. Lineage: Eukaryota; Metazoa; Chordata; Actinopteri; Anguilliformes; Congridae. Gene Ontology annotation, biological process: negative regulation of DNA-templated transcription; circadian regulation of gene expression; entrainment of circadian clock by photoperiod. Gene Ontology annotation, cellular component: nucleus; cytoplasm. The transcript has 14 exons. Bases 830 to 2677 code for a protein of 615 amino acids.
CUGGGCGGUACUACAGUCAGUCAGAAGAAGCAUAACACACGGUCGAGCUCGAAGGAUCGCAGGCAUUUUGCAUGUGCGUGUAAAAUCUGUGUUUUACUUGGAUUCAAGUUAAGACCAAGACUGUGUUCAAGCAUCGGGACGUACAGGCAUCCAUCUGAUGACGAAUUGCAGUGAAACAUAAGGAUUUGGAAGGCAGAUAUAUCAGUGUAGUAGAAACGGAUAUAGUGGAUCGCUACCUCGUCGGCUGUCGACUACCAUAGCUUUUUUGGCCGGAGUGUAUUUGGAUGGUAUUGAAGGUUAAACGUCAGUGUGUCUGGAUUGCAGUAGUCGCUUUGUCGUGUCGCUGUGAUUUCUGAAAUCGCUGACUGCGAGAAUAAGCCGUUGUCUUUUUAGUAAAUCACUUUUUUUUAUCAUUCCGAAAAACAAGUUAUACAACAGGAAGGUGUAGCUAUACAGUUGCAUUAUCUGGCGAGGUCCUAAAGCCCGUCGUGUUUCUGUCACAGCGCCGUUUUUACGGUCCAAAUGGUUGAGUUGGGGUCGAUUUCCAAACAAUUUCACACUAUGGAAAUGAAAUUGUUAGAACAAGGUUGAAUAAGAAUUUUUUUUUUUUUUUUUUUUUUACAGUCGUAACGUUACAUUCCGCCGGACAACUUGCUACCUAGUUAGCUAUUUUAGUUAGCUACGCAUCGUAGCUAGAAAUCGAAAACAAUUCUGGUAUUAUCAGGUACACUUGUCAGCAAACGUCGAUUUUUAACAGCGACGUUGGGACUUCAGCGAUAAUAUAACGCUCGCUGUUUAGUUACCAAGGAGUAGCUAGUAACCGUAAGUGAUGGUGGUUAAUACUAUCCACUGGUUCAGGAAGGGACUACGUCUGCAUGAUAACCCUUCGCUUCGGGAAUCCAUCCAAGGCUCGGACACUGUACGAUGCGUUUACAUUCUUGACCCCUGGUUUGCGGGGUCGUCCAACGUGGGAAUUAGCAGGUGGAGGUUCCUGCUGCAGUGUCUGGAGGAUCUGGACGCCAGCCUCCGCAAACUCAACUCCCGCCUGUUCGUGAUCCGGGGCCAGCCCACCGACGUCUUCCCCCGGCUCUUCAAGGAAUGGAAGAUCAGCUGCCUGUCCUACGAGUACGACUCGGAGCCGUUCGGGAAGGAGCGCGACGCCGCCAUCAGGAAGCUGGCCAGCGAGGCCGACGUAGAGGUGGUGGUGCGCACCUCUCACACCCUCUAUGACCUGGACAAGAUCAUCGAGCUGAACGGAGGCCAGUCCCCGCUGACCUACAAGCGCUUCCAGACGGUGAUCAGCCGCAUGGCGGCGGUGGAGAGGCCCGCCGAGGCCAUCACGGCCAAGGUCAUGGGGAGGUGCUCCACGCCCGUCGCCCACGACCACGACGACAAGUUCGGCGUCCCGUCCCUGGAGGAGCUGGGCUUCGACACGGACGGGCUGCCCACAGCCGUGUGGCCCGGGGGCGAGACUGAGGCUCUCACUCGUCUGGAGAGACACCUGGAGAGGAAGGCGUGGGUGGCGAACUUCGAGAGGCCGCGGAUGAACGCCAACUCCCUGCUGGCCAGCCCCACGGGGCUCAGCCCCUACCUGCGUUUCGGCUGCCUGUCCUGCCGUCUGUUCUACCUGAAGCUCACGGACCUCUACAAGAAGGUCAAGCGCAACAGCUCGCCCCCCCUGUCUCUGUACGGCCAGCUCCUGUGGAGGGAGUUCUUCUACACGGCCGCCACCAACAACCCGCGCUUCGACAAGAUGGAGGGCAACCCCAUCUGCGUGCAGAUCCCCUGGGACCGCAACCCCGAGGCGCUGGCCAAGUGGGCCGAGGGCCGGACCGGCUUCCCCUGGAUCGACGCCAUCAUGACCCAGCUCCGGCAGGAGGGCUGGAUCCACCACCUGGCCCGGCACGCCGUGGCCUGCUUCCUCACCCGCGGGGACCUGUGGAUCAGCUGGGAGGAGGGCAUGAAGGUGUUCGAGGAGCUGCUGCUGGACGCAGACUGGAGUGUGAACGCGGGCAGCUGGAUGUGGCUCUCCUGCAGCUCCUUCUUCCAGCAGUUCUUCCACUGCUACUGCCCCGUGGGCUUCGGCCGCCGCACUGACCCCAACGGAGACUACAUCAGGCGCUACCUGCCCGUCCUGAGGGGCUUCCCGGCCAAGUACAUCUACGACCCCUGGAACGCCCCGGAAAGCGUGCAGAAGGCGGCCAAGUGCGUGAUCGGGGUGCACUACCCCAAACCCAUGGUGCACCACGCCGAGGCCAGCCGGCUCAACAUCGAGCGCAUGAGGCAGAUCUACCAGCAGCUGUCCUGCUACAGGGGCCUGGGUCUCCUAGCAACCGUGCCGUCCAACCCCAGCGGGAGCGGCGAUGGGGCGUCGGCCGCGGGGGGCUGCGCCGCCGAGGGACCACAAGAGGGCGCCACUCCCACCGCAGGGUACCAGCUGUGCGCGACGCCCCAGAUUGAGUGGAACACGGGGGGGCUCCCCUACCCGACCACAGAACCCCAGCAGCAAGGACUCUCGGCGGGGGGCAACAGCGUGGUGUGCUACAGACAAGAGUCUCCACUGACCCACGGCAUCCUGCAAGGUCCCCACAGCGGCGCCCUCAGCACAGUGAAGCGCCACAGUGAGGACCCCUCCCCCAGCGUCUGCUCCAAGGUCCAGAGACAGAGCAGCAACUAGCCCUGCAGGGAAAGGACAGGGCGCAGGACCUGAUCUCCAUGCUGUUAUGUUUAUCUGUGUCUGCUCUCGGUGGGGGGAAAAAACCCCAUCCUUUCUGUAAGCACAUUUCCACAUUUGUAAUGUUUUGAACUGUAUAUUAUUACUGCAGACCAAUGUGUAAAUAAAGUUCUUUGAUUUACCCCGUUCAUAUACGAAAUAUGUAAAUAUUUGAUAUCUUUUUUUGUGUUUAGUUAUAGACCAUUGAUAUAUUUUUGAUAUGAGAGAUAUGAUACAUUGCAGAUGGGAGUUUUGUUCUGUACGGACAUCUUCAAUUAAAAUAAAAUAUUCUGACAGCUGUUGGAGGAGGUUCUCCAAGCAUCUCGUCAAGCUCACAGACUCUCUCUGCUGCCUAAUUUGAGAUUUGGCUCAAACUAGCUGCAGAUACCUCCCCGUCUCUCCUCCGCCUCUCUAUCCAUCCAUCUUUUUCACAGUAUUGUUCCCGUUUAUACACCAAAUGUACCGGAUCGUGUGGUGCUUCUUGUCUGUUUCGGAUUGUGCUUGUUUAAUUAAAUAUAUUGGUUAAUACAA